UGGGUGACGUAUUUGGUACGGCGUAGGUGGUACGUGGGGAGUUGGAAUGAGGUGCUGGCACGACGGCCGGGUUGGAAUUGACAUCUUCAAGAAAUUUUUUGCAGAAAAAUUUUCCAAAGUGUAUAAUAAAGUGCGUAAAGGUGCGGAAAAUGUUCUAAUUCGCGGGUGAUUUGGCAAAGUGUGGGUGCUCUUCUGUGAUCAGUUAAUGAGCCACGUGGAAAAUGGAUGAUAAUCUGUGGUUGAUGGAACUGGAGUCGGCCCUCCUGGACGACUGUACGGUGAAUGAUAUCUAUUCCAUUUGCAAUGGGAAGAGUAUUCCGGAAGCUCUGCGGCCGGAUGUGUGGCAAGUGUGCCUCGAUGUGCGCCACAAAAACGACCAGCUGGUCUCCUUCAACGAAAUCUUCGAUCUACCCUUCCAGCGACAACUCCGCGAGGACUGCGAUGCCGUCGUGAAGCGCUUGGGGAAUGAUGAUGAGGACAAAGUGUCCGUGGUGUCAGAUCUCGAAUCCAUUCUCACGUUUUACUGCAAGAAUCGCAGUCUCAAGUACGAGCAGGGCAAUGGAUGGAUUGAGCUGCUGCUCCCACUCCUAUCCCUCAAGCUCCGCAGGUCCGAUACUUACAAUCUCUUCGAAGCCAUCCGUGAUGCUUACAUCCCAAAGGGUUGUGUGAAGCAGGGGAAUGUCUUUCACCUAUUUCGUCUCCUUGUCCUCUACCACGACCCCGAAUUGUGCUCAAUGCUCGAUACAAAGCGCAUUACACCUGAUCUGUACUCGCGCACAUGGUUCCAGAGUCUCUUUGGUGCCACCUGUACACUCCCUGUUGUACUCUCAAUGUGGGAUUUGUACUUUCAGCAAGCAGAUCCCUACCUUGUCUUCUUCCUCAGUCUCAUUAUGUUGGUGAAUGUGCGUGAGAAAAUUCUCGCCAUGAAGGAUGAAUCCAAGGAGACAAUUGUGGAGUUUCUCAGUAAUAUGCCGUGUGCAUUGGAACCCGAUGAUGUUGUUGAUUUUUGCUCCCUGGCCCAGUACUAUGCCAUGAAGACGCCAUCUUCAUUCAAAACGGACAUGCUGCAAACACUCUUUGGGGCACAAGUGGACUCCCCAUUGGAUCCCGUUGUGGUACAAGCGCUUUGCCUACCGGUGUCAGUGUAUGAGCUCGUGGAUAAUGCCUCAAUGGAGACACCCCAUCCGGAAGCAGUGCGAUUCUUCCUGGUUGACUGUCGUCCGGCGGAUCAGUACAAUGUUGGCCAUCUCUCAACUGCAUUCCAUCUCGACAGUAAUCUCAUGCUGCAGGAACCUGUGGCAUUUGCCACGGCCAUCCAGGGGCUUCUCCGGGCACAACGGCAGUCCAUUGAGGCUAAUUCCAAUGCUGGCGGUGAACAUUUGUGCUUCAUGGGAUCCGGACGCGAUGAGGAGGAUCAGUACACGCAUAUGGUGGUGGCGUCUUUCCUGCAGAAGAACACCAACUACGUCUCCCUUCUGACCGGUGGCUAUUCGGCCAUUCAUGAGUACUUUGGGGAUCAUAUGAUUGAUUGUUUGGAAGAUCACGACGUUCACAGAUGCCUAGUCUGCUGCGGAAAUUCAUCUCAUGCGAAAAAUAACAACACAGCUCGAAAUUCAGCUCGUGCUCCUGCUCAGGCACCCUCUUCGUCCUCACAGGCGCCCCAAACGAAGAUCACGGCUGAUUUGUUUAGCAAAUUGGGGGCAUCGCUCAAGUCUAAAUCGCAAGAGAUGAAAGGUAAGUUGUUUGAGUACAUCGUCAAUCCAACGACAAAUGCCGCGGCUGCUGGUCAGAAUGUUGCGGAGAAGCACGUUUCGGCGUCUGAGAAGAAUGGGCGAAGGUAUCGCAACGUGGCUCCGGUUUUCAGCAUUGACGACGAGAAUGAGGAGCCAGCAAAUGCAGCAGCUGUGAAAGCAGAACCUUCCUCACCAACGGAUGAAACGGACUCCAAGGAGAUUGUUCAGCUGCAGGCUUUCCUCAAGCAACCCGAUGUGGUAACGAGUUUCCGCUGUCAAGAGGUUCACAUGAAUGGACGUAUGUUUGAUAGCCAUCUCAUUGUCACCAAGACGCAUCUGGUGGUGCUGCGGGACCUCGGGAAGAGUCAGAGUCAGGUCAUUGUGCGCCGACACUUGUCGAGUAUUGUCAAAAUAACAGCAAAGCGUCGCCAUCGGGACUUGAUUACCUUCAAAUAUGGCGUCCCCGAUGGGGAGACACUCCUCAUAACGGACAUGGAUAGAUUCCUCAUUCCCAAUGCGAGCAAUGCAACGGAAAUUGUGUCGCGGCAUAUUGUGCAACAGCUGGAGAAUAGCAAAAAUGCGUAGGAGCUAGGAGAACUACUCCCCUCAUUAUAAUUUAUAUUUAAACGUCUGUGUAAACUUUUGUUGAUUAUUUUAAAUAUUUUGUAUAAA
This is a messenger RNA of Lutzomyia longipalpis, 2405 nucleotides long. RefSeq names its product TBC1 domain family member 23 (gene TBC1D23). The record is from RefSeq and is a predicted model, not a curated record. Gene Ontology annotation, cellular component: trans-Golgi network. The coding region runs from base 222 to 2318 and encodes 698 amino acids. The transcript has 4 exons. Lineage: Eukaryota; Metazoa; Arthropoda; Insecta; Diptera; Psychodidae. Gene Ontology annotation, biological process: retrograde transport, endosome to Golgi.